AUGGAAUAUUGCGAGGGUGGCGAUCUCAGAAAGGUCAUCAAUUACCAGCGAGGCAAGCCGGAAAAUCUCUUUGGCACAGAUAUCGUCCUUGGUUGGUUCACACAGCUGUGCCUUGCUCUUCAGUACAUCCACAAACAGAAUAUUCUUCACAGGGACGUGACGCCAAGCAAUGUGUUUCUGUCGGCCGAUGGAACAGUGAAACUAGGCGAUUUUGGCUUAGCUAAAAUUAUGCAGUAUCAAUCGCAAAUGAGGACAUCUGGUGGCGAUAACAGCGUCCUUUACCAACCCCCCGAGAUGACUUUGAGUGGGCAGCCGGCGUCGACAAAAUGCGAUAUGUUCGCCGUAGGCUGUGUUCUCUACGAACUUUGUACAGGUUCUCAGCCGUUCGAAUCGCCUUCUUUGAGCCAGUCUCUGAAAAACGCCUGCCGUAGCGUCUACAAGAGCCUGCCGUCUUGGCACGGCACCGAGCUUCGAUCUCUGGUGGACAGGCUUCUGUCGGCUAACCCUUACGAGCGUCCUUCCGCCGACGAUGUCUUACGAGAAACCUUCCUAAAACGCUUCGUGACUCACUUUUCGCCGAGGGAUACCGGUAGUUCAAUGUCCAUGCGAGACGAAGUGACGUCAUCGGGUCAGACUGUGACAGAAGUACUCCAGAGUAUUCGUGUGGCCAUGUCCGGGUCCGGGAACGAUUUCUAUCCUGAAUCUGAGAUUGGAGCCCCACCGAACACUCCGACAAUCCCUAUGGAAAGAUCCUUUCCGGAUAUCUCAAAGAUGUUUUCUUCCGCUGUCACCGGAAAGCGCGAUCCUGCAUCUUGUCAGUGGUUCGACACUGGCCGCAACUCUUCGAGACAAAAUCCGAAAGAAAGAUAUCUAUACCGUACAGAUAACUCUAAUAGAAUCACUAACGUUCGAUCGAGUGCUACUUCGUCCGGUUUAUCUCCGAGAGUCUGUAAUAAAUGUGAGGUCUCCGAAAAAAGCCCCCUCCAGAAAGUGACAGCAGAAGUGAAGUCGAUGAUUUCGAAUUUGAGAAAGCUGGACAGUUCCCAAAAUGGUCAGGAACGCUUUGCUUCGACGCUAUAG
Acanthosepion pharaonis is the source of this 1080-nucleotide messenger RNA. The record is from the annotation of a GenBank genome assembly. Lineage: Eukaryota; Metazoa; Mollusca; Cephalopoda; Sepiida; Sepiidae.